UGGGCGCCUGGGUAAUCGAGGAAACUCAAGAGAUUCCUCUCCGUAGCUAACAGUAGCUAGCCGGCUGCUAUUCUUCUGGACAACGCAGUUGUGGUUGUUUUAUUGGCCGUUGGCCAUCUGCUUCUUUUGUCCUUCGUACUUCGGGGAUUUCCUAAUGCGCCGUCCGUGACUAAAGUGAGGCGGACACCGACGGAGAAGUUUAUAAACGCUGGAUGUUCGGUCACUCUUGCUUUCCCACAGGAUGCUAGGACAUAAUCAGACAGCUAGCUAGCUAGCUAGCCAACCUGCUAAAGUAGCAGCACUGUCCGGAUGCUUUGAACAGCUAAAAACGCAGCGGAUUUUGGGGAGUUUCUAGUCGGCCUCGCAUGAUGUCAAGCAACCGGCCACAGCAAAGCCCUGGCGGGGCGAGUUCAGUGCCCAGCACGAGUAACGUUAGCGGCAGCAGCGCAGGAGGCACUGGGAACACAAACGGUGGCGGUGGGAGCAACGCCGUCACAAGUAACGGGAACAAUUCUGGAAAUGUUGUGCCCUCCCGGACCCCGACAGGAGCCAGCGAGGGGGGGUCGUCGGUGCCAACGUUGGCCGCCGUGCCGUCGUCCCGGGGCGGGUUCGCAUCUCUGAGCAGACCCGUUGCGUCCUCGGGCAGCAGGAAGAAGUCUCUCCACCAAGCGCCCCUUUACAACGGCCUCUUGAACUCAUACGAAGAUAAAAGCAACGAUUUUGUCUGUCCCAUUUGCUUCGAAAUGAUAGAAGAGGCACACAUGACCAAGUGCGGGCACAGUUUUUGUUUCAAGUGUAUCCGCCAGAGUCUGGAGGACAGCAACAGAUGUCCCAAGUGUAACUACAUCGUGGAUAACGUGGAUCAGCUCUACCCCAACUUCCUCGUAAAUGAACUGAUCCUGAAACAGAAGCAACGGUCGGAGGAGAAGAGGCUAAAAUUGGAUCAUCCUAACGGGUCGAGGUGGCAAGUGUUCCAGGACGUGUUGAGUCCCGACCAGGAGAACUUGGACCUGGCUAAUGUCAAUCUGAUGCUGGAGCUCCUGGUCCAGAAGAAGAAGCAGCUGGAGGCGGAAUCCCAAGCAGCUCAGAGACAGAUCCUCAUGGAGUUCCUUAAAGAAGCCAGGAGGAACAAGAGAGAGCAACUGGAGCAACUGCAGAAAGAGCUCAGCUUUCUUGAAGAAGACAUUAAGCGUGUUGAGGAGAUGAGCGGGCUGUACUGUCCCAUGAUGGAGGCCGAGUGUACGGUGCCCAAUGUUGAGGCUCCCUCACCUGCUCCCAGCUGCAGUAGUAUCAUGGAGACACCAGACUACAGCCAGCCUCCAGGAUUUGGUGGAACAACCCAGGGCAAAAGACAGACCUGGUACAACAGCACCUUGGCAUCCAGGAGAAAGAGGCUGACGGCUCAUUUUGAGGAUCUGGAGCAGUGCUACUUCUCCAACAAAAUGUCACGCAUCACAGAUGAAGGCAGGAACCUGAACCAGUUGGAUGAUUUCAUGGAGUGUCUGUCUAAGUUUACCCGCUACAACUCUGUGCGGCCGCUCGCCACCCUCUCGUACGCCAGUGACCUCUACAACGGCUCCAGUAUUGUCUCCAGUAUUGAGUUUGACCGCGACUGUGACUACUUCGCCAUCGCUGGUGUGACCAAGAAGAUCAAGGUGUUUGAGUACGGCACAGUGAUCCAGGAUGCGGUGGACAUCCACUACCCUGUCAAUGAAAUGACCUGCAAUUCCAAAAUCAGCUGUAUCAGCUGGAGCAGCUACCACAAGAACCUUCUGGCCAGCAGUGAUUACGAGGGUACCGUCAUCCUGUGGGAUGGAUUCACCGGCCAGAGGUCCAAAGUCUACCAGGAACAUGAAAAAAGGUGUUGGAGUGUUGACUUCAAUCUAAUGGACCCCAAGCUGUUAGCCUCCGGUUCUGAUGAUGCGAAAGUGAAGCUUUGGUCGACCAAUCUCGAUAACUCUGUGGCCAGCAUUGAGGCCAAGGCCAACGUCUGCUGUGUGAAGUUCAGCCCAACCUCCAGGUAUCAUCUGGCCUUUGGCUGUGCAGACCACUGUGUCCACUACUAUGAUCUACGCAACACGAAGCAGCCCAUCAUGGUGUUUAAGGGCCACAGGAAGGCCGUGUCCUACGCCAAGUUUGUCAAUGGAGAGGAAAUAGUUUCUGCGUCCACGGACAGUCAGCUGAAGCUGUGGAACGUCAACAAACCUCACUGCCUGCGCUCCUUCAAGGGUCACAUCAAUGAGAAGAACUUUGUGGGCCUGGCUUCCAAUGGAGACUAUGUUGCCUGUGGCAGUGAAAACAACUCCCUGUACCUCUACUACAAAGGGCUGUCAAAGACGCUGUUAACAUUCAAGUUCGACACGGUGAAGAGUGUCCUGGACAAAGACAAGAAGGAAGACGACACCAACGAGUUUGUCAGCGCUGUCUGCUGGAGAGCGCUGCCCGACGGAGAGUCAAAUGUCCUAAUUGCUGCAAACAGUCAAGGAACAAUUAAGGUUCUUGAGCUCGUCUGAAGGCCACGUCUUCAGUGUGUGAGAUAGAACGUCCAUCAGCUCCUCUGUGUUUGAUAGAGGAUCAGUCUGAUGCAGGGAGGAGCCCAGGCCGCCCGCUGAACCAGGAUACCGACAACAGCGACAGAGAAAGGAACCGAACCCCCGUCUUCUUUUUAAUGAGCUGCAGCAGAAAAGACUUUGGACCAGGACGUCUGUACAGCCGGAGGAGACGUGCUGGCAUUUUACAGCAAAAGAAACCAGGACCUAGCUUGGGCACACAAUGGAACAAGAGACUUUAGCAAGCUUCUUUUUUUGUUUCUUUUACGGUAAAAUGAUAUCAGCUACAAUAGAAACACCUCUUUAUGAUUUUAGGUCAAAUCAAAACUUGUACCCGUUUUUUAUUUUAUUAUUAUUAAGCUGUUGCUCUCGAGGGUACAUCCAUCCGAAUGCUACCAGUGUGAUGCAUUGUUUUCCUUUUUAAAGGCCAAAGCACAAGACAAAAUCACAUGCAGAAAUCAUGUAUUUUACCCCCCCCCCACCCCUACAUACAUUGUUUGUCAACCAACUGUUUUCCCUCUUUACUUUUAGUUCUUUUGGUGUUCUUCAGAUUGGGAGAAACCAGUUUUAAUAAAUAAGACUUGAAUUUCAUUCUGUCAAGUGUACCGUCGGUUCCUUUUGUAGCUGAAGAGUGUAGACGGUCGGGUAGUGUACAGAGGUCAUGGGCAGCCAUUCUCAUGUAGCUUAAGGCAUUGGUCUGCAAUGCUACAUCUAACUGGAUUAUUUCUCCACUUACACGAGCUGCUUGUUGAAAAAUCACAGAAUCAACAUGUAGUUUUCUUUAAAGUAUCAAAGGAAUUAGUGUUCACAUACUGGAGGUUAACACAGCUGUGCACAACAUCGUCACGGAGAGGAUUUUGGUAAACACCGCCAAGACCUACCUAUUUUAUGAUAACUGAGUGAGAGAGGUGUUUUGUAUUUGUAUAACUGAAUAAAUUAUUUCAAAACAA
Molecule: messenger RNA, 3499 nt
Organism: Anarrhichthys ocellatus (wolf-eel)
Lineage: Eukaryota; Metazoa; Chordata; Actinopteri; Perciformes; Anarhichadidae
Gene: cop1
Product: COP1 E3 ubiquitin ligase
Exons: 20
Coding region: 366-2513 (715 amino acids)
Biological process (GO): proteasome-mediated ubiquitin-dependent protein catabolic process
Molecular function (GO): protein binding; ubiquitin protein ligase activity
Source: RefSeq, a predicted model, not a curated record